CCAAGACUUGGCGUCACCAUGGAAGCAGUUGGUUUGUGACAUGCUGCGCCAUUUUGAUUCCAAACACAGCAGCAGCAGCAGCAGCGGCGGCAGGAGCGUCGUGAAAAUCAGCCUCGGACCCGCGAAUAAAACUCCAAGCUGCAAGUCUGGAAGCUUGAGCACCUCGAGUGUGGAGUGAAACGCCUUGUGUGCUGAUUGUAGCUGCGGACUGCGCUUUUUUUGUAAUGAUGCUAAUUCAUAGCAACGCUGGAAUGUGAUGCCUGAACUCUGUAGUGUGUUUGUGUGUGUGUUUGUGUGCAAGUUAGACUCCCAGCACGCUGAACUGACGACUAGCCCUAACUAGCUGCUUGUCCUGUAAAAAGAGGCUGUGUGUUUUUUUUUUUAAAUGUUAUAAAUGUGUUGUUGUGAUGAGUGUUGUAGGCUUGGCAACAUAGCUAGCCAAACUCUUGCCAGAAACAAUGUUAAGCGGUUCACAUGGCAGUUAUUUUUCUUCCUUUCUCCGAGCUAGGUUAGGUUUGCUCCUGGAUAGACUUAACCAUGACACAGUUGGCUAGCUAACCAGGUUAAAAUGACUAGCAGGUUGAGUUUGUUCAUGUUGAAAUGUGCUAACCAGUGCCUUAACUUUGGGUUUUUAUCACUAAAGCUGGCAAAGCUACAGGUUUUUUUUUAGAAGACAUAUUUACCUAAUUGUAUGUUUACUUGUUUUGCCACAACUCUGGCAAAAUGUCAGUGUGUAGUGUUUUUGUUCCUUUACUUCCCCCUCAGUUGUAUUUGGUCAGGGUAUUAAUGAUAUAUCUGGCUUUUUUCAGCAGUUUGACUUGAGUCUGUGGUUAUUUUUGUAUUUAUUUUUUUUUUGUUUUUUUAAUAGUGUGACAUUUUCCCAUGCUCUCGCAUCAGACCUCUUUCUUAGUGACCACUUUGAGAAAUCUGGAAUCACACAGCCCUUGACAAGAUGAGCUUUCUAAAAUCUCAACAAAUACAUAGGCGCUUAGAAACAACCUGCAGUCUGUCAGUAAGCUUGGCCUUGGCCAGACUCUGACGAGAACAGUCAAUGAUGAUUUAUGGAUUAAUACCUCUGGAGUUACACGAACAACUCCUGGAUCAUGAGAACUACCAGAAUCGAACAAAUGGGGUAGAAGAGCUGAAAACCAUCCUGUCCGAGCUGGACUUGAAAGCGGUUUCCUUUGACAGUAUUGUGGAAUUCAUCUACUUUUUACACAAACUCCUGGAUGACACCAACUUUAAAGUCUUAUAUGGCACUUUACAGGUCCUGAACCUCCUUGUUCAAAAGCUGGACUACGAUGUGGACCGAUAUUACAAACAGAUCGUGCACGUGGCUCUCAAAACCCUGGGAGACACGCGCACCGUUCCACGGAACGAAUACAUGAACAUUUUUCGGCAGCUCAUGAGGAUCGUAGGGCCACAGAAAGUUCUGGACCUUGUAACGGGGCACCUGAAACACAAAAACUCAAGAGUAAGAGAGGAUGUUCUCAACAUCAUUACAGCUGCCAUGCUCGCGCACCCCAGGAAAGACUUCAACAUCCCGCAUCUGUGUUUUCUGGUUGCUCCUUAUCUUGCAGACAGCAAGAAGAGGGUUCGACACGCAGCCCUGGAGCUCUUCGCCGUUUUCGAUUACUGCCUUGACACAGGCAAGAAGCAGCCGAUCAUGAAGGCUAUAGACAGGGUGGAGCUCACCGGUGAAGCUGAGGGCCUUAUGGCUGCCGUACAGGCACGAAGGGCCAGGCACAUCCUUCCUCGGCUAUCUGCGGAUGGUACAGUGGAAUACGCGCUGGUUAUCCCCAAACCUGGCCAGCGGCGCACGCCCCAGUUCGGCUCCGGAGCCGAUCUGGACUGGAUCCUUAAUGGAGGGAGAGCGAACAGCGCGAGGAGUCACAGGACGGAUGUGGACUCAGAAGGGCUGAGUGCUUACAGCAGCCUUGGAUCCCUGACUGACGAGAUGCCGUUACAGAGGAGGAUAGUGAGUGCCGGCAAGGGCAAAAACAAGCUACCCUGGGAGAGAUCGAGCCUUCCGUCUGCAGGAAAUCAGGAGCCCUGCAGUGGAUUGAAUGGAAAGUUGUCCGAUAAGUCAAGUCUUGAAGAUCUCACUACCUCCAUGAGACUGAAUCAGGAAACUUGUGUCACCCAGUCUGGAUUAGCAGAACCACUUCAGUCACACUCUUCUGGCCAGAGGAGAGAAAGCGCAGUCAGACUUCGCCGAAGCGGCAGCCUAGACUCAAACCCGGACAUUUUCAAAGCAGCCGGCUCCAGCGAUGCUGAGAGAGGUGUUCCCAGGACGUGUCGGCUGCCAGGGUCUGGAAACUCCAAUGUGGAGCGUACUUUUUCUCUUCCGUCCAAUCCCACUCCCCCUGGCUCCUUUCUGCUGCCCUCCUACCCUCUGGCCACUCUGCCAGGGGUCCAGUUAACUCCCACACUGUCUCGCAGAUGCCAUGCUGACUCCACGCUCUCCAUGUCCAACACAUGGCCCAACAAUCGAGAGAUGAGCCCACGACGGAGGGAGCCCAGUCCAUGGAGGAAUAACAAUGGUGAGGCUGGCUCCACCAGGUGUUCUCCAUUGCACACUUCCCGGACUAGUGUCGCGUCCUCCUCAUCGUUCCCUCAGGCUCUGAACGCAGUCAGGUCUUCUCCACCCAUCACCCCCAUCACACAGCUGUCUGUACAGGAUGCAGGGAACCAGAGAGAUCAGCGUAGCAGGAAUCUCCACCUCGACCUGACUGUCAUGAGCCUGCAGGAACCGGAUGAGGAGCCAGUGGACAAGGAGGAGAUGAUGAGCUCGCUGCGCUCCUUGCGUAACAGCGCAGCUAAGAAGAGGGCAAAGGCGAGCAUGAGCGGCUCAGAGCCGGAUCCAGACAGUCCGGACUCGGCCGUUAAACUCGAGCCAAACCUCGACUCGUCCUCUCAGACCUCUCCGUCUGUGACAAGCCCAGUGAGUGAGAGCAGCUUGUCCAGCCUCUAUUCUCCUACCACUCCCACCAUCAAUGGCACCAAGAGCAGCCCUGGGAACUCGACAACAAAAACACGUAUCGCUAGAGUGCCGUCUGGGAAAAAGAAAACUCCUUCCUCCAUGGAAGCAAGUCCUCAAGGUGUCCAACAGCAGGAAAAGCUUCUUUCUGAUGUGAGUGUCAGCGUUGUUGGUCAGAGAGUAUCUUAUUCUAACGGAGCAGCAGCGGAAGAGAAGCCAAGAGAAGCGUCUUCACCUCCGCAUGUUAGACCUGCAGGUCGUGAGCCGCUCAGAGCUUUAAGACCCGCUAAAGGAUCUCAGAUACACAGCACGAAGGCCUCUGCUGUUAGCGACAUGUCUGAGGGAGUAGUUGGAAGAGGAGUUUUUGGCUCCAUGGUUCUUCCGAGCCGUCCCGAAGUGGCAGCAUGUCCUGAGCAGGAUGAGUCCAUAAACAAAGCCUCAUGGGAGCCACCAGCUGGAGUAUAUGGCCAUGCUGUCUCUGGAAGUCAGGUCGAUUCUGCUGACAGCCCUGAACCUGAUGAUGCAACGGAGAAGGUGAAGCUGUCCAAGUUUGCAAGGGAUAAGAUGCGCCAACAUUGGUUAGAACAGCAAGAAGCCCAGCCUACGCCGCGAAUGAGGCAGAGCCUUAGACAUGGAACAGCUGAGCUGGCCUCAGAUGAAGCAGCAUCUCUGAAAGAGUUGCAGCUGAACGGUAGCGUUUUACCCUCCAGUAAGACUGAAACCCUCACAAGGGAAUCACCCACCAGCCCUACAAGUGCACAGGGACCCCAAAACCCACAAAAAUGUUUCAGUCCCCAUCAUCAGCCGAGCCCCCCUACAGGCCUCCCUAGCAGACACACACUGCCUCGGCGAAGAAGAGCUCCCAGUCUGACCAGAGCACAGCCAUCUCUCUCCAACAGCUCUGAUGAAAUCAUGCCCAUUACCCUAAAGAAGGAUCCCAACGAGCAGGUGGAGUUGCGGCCAUUCUCCAGGCCAGAGCUUGCCCUCACUCAGAGCUUCAGACUGCUUAACUCAGAUGACUGGGAGAAAAAAAUCGAGGGGCUCAUUUUCCUACGCUGUUUGGCACGGUAUCACUCCGAUGUGCUUAGUAGUAAGCUUCAUGAUGUCUGCCUUGCUCUCAUUCAAGAGGUUCGGAAUCUGCGCUCUGGAGUGUCCCGCAUUGCUGUGGUGACUUUAGGAGAGCUGUACUCUGGCCUGCAGAAGGGAAUGGACCAGGAGCUGGAAGCAACAGCCAAAGUUCUGCUACACAAAGCAGGAGAGUCCAAUGCUUUCAUUAGACAGGAUGUGGAUGCAGCACUGGACAGCAUGGUGCAGAACUGCACACCUACACGCAGCAUGAACGCCCUCCUCACUGGAGGACUCUGUCACUUAAACGCAGUCGUAAGGAAGUGCACUGCUCAGCACUUGACUUCUCUGGUCGAGAAAAUCGGCACUGGGCGCUUAUUGUCUGGAACUAAAGAUCUCACUGACCGAAUCUUACCUGCUGUCUCCAAGCUGGCGCAAGACUCUUCACAAGAAACCAGAUAUUUUGGCCGGCAAAUGCUGCUGUUCUUGUCGUCUCACCGUGACUUUGAUAAAAUGGUGGAAAAGUACAUCCCUGCCAAAGACCUGGCGACCAUCAGGGACACCGUUGUCACUCUGAAGACCAAGGGACUGGGUGAGAUGCCUCAGGACACUCCUUCAGCUCGAGGCAGGCGUUCCAUAUCAGGCGGUGGAAUGGUGCGUGCCUCGUCUCUCACUCGCGAACCUCAGUUUUCCAGCAGCAAAGACAACAGUAAAGCUCAGUUCCACAGCAUCGCAGACAAGACAGAGUAUGUCAAGCAGCUCAAAGCCCUGCUGGCUUCAAAAGACUUCCGGGAGCGCAUCAAGGGCAUCGAUCAGCUGGUGGCUGACUGUGAGGAAAACCCAUAUAUGGUCAUGGGCAACAUGUUCCCGGUCUUUGAUGCUUUUAAAGAACGGCUGCAGGAGUCAAACAGCAAAGUGAACCUUUAUGCGUUGGAGGCCUUACAGAAGAUAAUCACAUUACUUAAAGACAACUUGGCCCAAGUGGUUUAUAUCCUUGUCCCAGCUGUAGUGGACAACCACCUCAACUCGAAGAAUAACAGCAUCUACACGGCUGCAACGGGUGCCAUACAUGCUCUGAUCAUUAACCUUGACAACACCCUACUUCUUCAGCCAUUUUGCACAAAGGCACAGUUUCUCAGUGGGAAGGCUAAAUUGGACCUUGUUGAUAGAGUUGCAGAGCUGGUCAGAGAACUGUACCCUCGCAAGCCACAGCUGGUUGAGCAGAAAGCACUCCCUCUGCUUUGGCACCUCCUGGGCUCCUCCUGCAAGAGCGGCACGGUCCACGGCAGGAGCGGCACCAUGAGAGGAGCCACCACCAACCUGUGCCAAGCGCUGCACGCUCACAUGGGCCCGAUGCUGCUAAAUCAAGCUGCUUCACAGCCUUCCAACAUCUUCAAGAGCCUGAAUGAGAUUCUGCAGACCCUCACACCCCUCUGAGAUCUGUAAACCUCCGCAUUAAAACUUACCCCAGCUGACAAACUACUUGAAAAUAGAGAUGUUCGCACAUUUCUCACAGUGCCUGCACUUUAAAAUAAAUAAAUAAAAAAAAAGAAUCAAACUUUUAUCACUUUGAAUGCGCAGAAAUGCUAUGAGUCCUUAAAAAAAAAAAAUCCUGAACUAAAGGAAUAUAGAGUUUAGCUUAUUGUCUAUCAGGUUAAAGAUUCCCAGGAGCUCUGCUCCUUUGGCACUUUGAAUUAGUAACACUAUCAUGAUAACUUUUGUCAUGGUGACUUUAGGUAUAUAUUGUUCUGUGAUUGUUGCAGUUCUUCUUCUCUUUGUGAGUUUUACAAAAUGUCGACAUAUCCUGAGGCAACGAUGCAGAAUGUAAUUUUUGUGUCAUGUGACUUUUCUAUGAGGAGUCUUAAAUGGUUGUUUUAAACCUUUUGUGCAUUUAUGAUUUACAAACACUUUUGUAUUGUAUAGCUAUGAAGUGUAAUGGCACAGUAUUAGCUUCAUGUAUGCUAUAUUAUAUUGCAGUAUGUAAUGUGUCGUGUGUAUAGAUGAAAACUCUAUAAUGACUUAUUAACUGAUACGCCGGACCUGUCCUACUCUUUUUGCAUGACCAAAUAUAGAGGUGGAGUGAAAAGAAUAUAUAUAUUAAAUAAAAUACUAGAAUAAAAUAUAUAUUUCUAGUACAAAAAUAUAUUUUGAUGUAUACAGAAAUGAACUCUGGAUGUAAGCAGCCAUAUUUUUGGUGGAUGGUAACAGGCAAAACAAAACAUUUGAUGAAAGCUAGUUUCAAACUAUUAGAUAUAUUUCUAGUCUACACAUGAAUUUAUGCCCAGGUCUGUAAUUCAGUAUAGUGCCAGUCUUUAAAUACCUUUUUGGAGAUCUAAUGUUA
Pangasianodon hypophthalmus (striped catfish) is the source of this 6386-nucleotide messenger RNA. Its product is annotated as TOG array regulator of axonemal microtubules protein 1. The transcript has 22 exons. NCBI's taxonomy places the organism in Eukaryota, Metazoa, Chordata, Actinopteri, Siluriformes, Pangasiidae. Bases 1052 to 5482 code for a protein of 1476 amino acids. The record is from RefSeq and is a predicted model, not a curated record. Gene Ontology annotation, molecular function: microtubule binding. Gene Ontology annotation, biological process: microtubule cytoskeleton organization. Gene Ontology annotation, cellular component: cytoplasmic microtubule; cilium.